Messenger RNA from Dendroctonus ponderosae (mountain pine beetle), 2826 nucleotides. Its product is annotated as kinesin-like protein KIF11-B. The transcript has 9 exons. Gene Ontology annotation, cellular component: nucleus; spindle microtubule. Lineage: Eukaryota; Metazoa; Arthropoda; Insecta; Coleoptera; Curculionidae. Gene Ontology annotation, molecular function: plus-end-directed microtubule motor activity; microtubule binding; ATP binding. The record is from RefSeq and is a predicted model, not a curated record. Gene Ontology annotation, biological process: mitotic spindle assembly; microtubule-based movement. The coding region runs from base 108 to 2780 and encodes 890 amino acids.
AAUCAGUCUUUAUCUAUGAUUCCAAUUUCUAACGGUUCUCCGUCUGAAAUCAACGUAUUUUGAAGAUAUCCGUGAGUGUUUUUGGUGUUAUUAAACAAAAUCUGAAUAUGGCACAGACACGGUUGCAAAAAUCGAAUAAAAGCCAAAACAUUUUGGUGGCAGUUCGAGUUAGACCGUUUAGUAGCGAAGAGAAGUCCAGGAAAUUAAAGAAUAUCGUUAAUUGCGUUUCUAAACAUGAACUUCAAUGCAAAGACAAGAAAUACCGAUUUGAUCGAGUGUUCAAUUUCGAUAGUUCCCAAUUGGAUGUUUAUCGGUUUUCUGUAGCUCCCAUGGUCCGAGAUGUUCUUGCUGGCUAUAAUUGCACGGUUUUUGCAUAUGGUCAAACCGGAACAGGUAAAACACACACCAUGAUAGGCGACGCCUCGGAUUUAUCUUYCAAUCAAUCUUGGAGAGAGUUUGAAAUGGCUGKAUUUAUUCCAAGAGCUGCCGCAAACAUAUUUGAGGAACUKCUUAUAUUGAAAGUUCAUAAUUWUAAUGUAACGGUUUCAUUUCUUGAGUUAUACAAUGAAGACGUAAAAGAUUUGCUAAACGGAGAUUGUGACGUCCCWCCUUUGACYAUCUUCAACGAUUCUAAGGGUGCUGUGUGCAUUCAGAAYCUACAGUCAGUAUCAGUUUUUAAUAGUUCACAAAUUUUUAAUCUGCUUAAAGAUGGACUGUUAAAACGUCAAACAGCGUCGACGCUAAUGAACAAUCACAGUUCGCGAUCACAUGUGGUGUUUAYCAUCACUGUUCACACAAAGGAAACACUUGUCAAUGGCGAAGAAGUACUAAAAAUCGGCAAAUUGAACCUUGUAGAUUUAGCUGGAAGUGAAAAUAUUGCCAAGUCGGGAGCGAAAGAUAAGCGGGCUCAGGAGUCCGCAAAUAUCAACAAGUCGUUGUUAACUUUAGGAAGAGUUAUACAAAUUCUUUCCGAAAGUAAUAGCAAACAUGUCCCUUAUCGAGAUUCAAAACUUACAAGAAUACUGCAGGAUAGUUUGGGUGGUCAUACGAAGACUUGUAUGGUAGCAACUGUGGCUCCUUCUAAUGCUUCUCAUGAAGAAACUCAGAACACUUUAGAAUAUGCAAGUAGAGCGCGAGAUGUAAAAAAUACUCCAAUGGUUAAUGAAAAAAUAACCAAAGCGCAGAUGAUUAACGAAAUGUCUAUAGAAAUUGAAAGAUUGAAAAGAGAUUUAGAUGCUACCAGGCGUAAACAUGGAAUCUUCGUUGAUCCUGAAAAUUGGAAGGACAUCACUUCUCGUCUUGAAACGGAUGAUCGUACUUUAAUUGCCUGUACUGACAUCAUACAUAAUUUGCGAGAUAAAAUUUCAGAUUUGGAAGCGAUUCGUGAAUUUAAAAAGCAACAAUAUGAGGAAAUCAUAAGACAAUGUAAAUAUAGGGAUAAUUUGAUUAAGAAGGCGAAAGAUUGUUUGAAAGAUAACUGUAUUUCCCUUAAGAAAGAGCAAUAUUUAUCAAAGUGCUAUGCAGAAGCAGCUGAUGAGCAAGAUGCCAAAGUCAAUGAACUAUUGGAUAUUACAAAGGAUUACGCCAGAUGCCAAGACGUUUUACAUCAAAAACUGGAACAUCAGUAUUUCAAUAACAUGUGCAAUGAAAAUUUAAUAACAGAAAAAGUAAAUGCCCUCAGUAAUAAUUGUAAUUUAGGGUUGGCUGCUUUAAAUAAUUUCCAAGAUGGUGCACUAGCAGUUUUACAUGGGCAAAAUAAUGAUAUUAGUUAUGUUGACAAUAUUUGGCAGAACUACGAAGAAGCUUUAAAAACAUCUGAAGAAAAUGGCGAAAGUUUCAAGUCAAUUUUCCAAAAACACUCAUUGCCUUAUAUACAACAGUCUUUGCAUCUCGAAAAUAAACCGUUAUCUACCGGUUUUAAUGAGGAACUUGAUCAUGCUAUUGAUCGCAUUCAGAACAGUACUAUACUUAACCAUUUUUACGAAUAUGACAAAUUCAACGCCAAAACUGCUGAUAAGAUUACGAACACCCUAACUAACUUAUCUCAAAUCUUGUUAGCUGGCAAAAGAAGAAAAGAAAUACUUCAAAAAGAAUUCGAUUUAGAUAUAAAGGAUGAAGCUGAUGGUAUAUUGAAAGAUGUUGAAACAGCCAGUCACUUCUGCAUAAAUCAGAAUAAUUUGAUCGAAGAGAAGAAAACCCAGCUUGCUACCGAUUUUAUUGAUACCAAACACGAAUUUUCAACAUUGGUUAACAAUAGUAAAUCUCAACUGAAAUUGAAUGUAGAGAUUUGUGAAAAACAGAGAAAUGAAUUGUUGCACGAAACUCAUAGAAAAAUCGAAGAAGACUUAAAAAUACAGUUAAACAGUCAACUAAGUAACAAAUUGGUCUUCAUUGAAGACCAUAAAAAGAGAAUAAGUUUGAUUCAAGGUGAAACUGAAGAAUUGCGUGGUCACAUCGAAACAAAUACCUUAAAAUUGAAUAGUAUUUUGCAAGCUAUUGAGGGUAUUGGCAAAACUAUGUCUACACAAGUAGCUAAAUCACAACGUGUAGGCGAUACUCCCAAUAAGAGGAGGUUGAGCUUCACUGCAUAUCGAUCUAACGGAACUCUACCUAGAGACAUUCUAAUCAAUAGGUUUAAAGAGGAAUUUUCUGAGGAGAUUGAAACGGAACCUUCUGGCUUAAAUGCAUUCUUUGACUCAAAAGACUACAACAAUACAUACGAGGUUGAGACAGGUGCAAAAGAUGAUAACAGUCCGCCGCAGAAUAGUUCCUUAUAUUGAUGUUGCUUUUCACUACUUUUAUGAAAUAAAGUUGAUUUUUUUGUUC